AUGUGGAUGAUGUACUUUCCCCAGCAUCACCAACUCUUCCCUCUCUUCGUCUCUCAGACAAUACUGGUGCAGAUCUGGUACCCCAUUACAGUAGCGACUAACUCCAGAGAGCAGAAGAAGAUCCUAGCCAGGUCUCUACUGGAGACGUCAGGGAACCUGGACAAACUGGAGUAUAAACUGCAUGACUUUGGUUACAGGGGAGUCUCAUCUCAAGAGGUACUUACUGUUAUUAAUUAUCAUUAUGAUAACAGUGUUGGAUUCAUUGUACUGUACAUACAACAUACAUAUGGAUAGCAUAAUGGAGCAGGUCCCUGCCGAUUUCCCAACCUGGGGUCGAACAAAGACCCUUUCCCAAACCUCUCCUCAGGGAACCCCAGCCGUUCCAUGUAUUUUAUCUAUUCAUCAAGCUCUUGACCAGGUAAGUCAGGUGGGCUAAUUCAGGGCUAAAACAAAAUUGUAAAAUGUCUGGGGGUCCCAGAGUAAAGUUUUGAGAAACACUGCUCUACGCCGAGGUUUCCCAAACUCGGUCCUGGGCUUUGAUUAUUUGAAUCAGCUGUGUAGUGUUAGGGCAGAAAACCAAAACGUGCACGCAGGGGGGGGGGGCCCAAGGACCGAGUUUGGGAAACCUUCCUCUACACAAAAACACUUUGGGUGUGUUCGUAAAUUCCCUCUGGCUAUCUACUCCGAUUUCAGAGACUCUCGUCUGAGUGUGCCAGAGCGCAGAAUAACUGAUUCAUUUAUGAACGCUCAACACCCGUUGAAUAUGGCCAGUGUCAGUAAAUGUCGGCAAAAAAACUUUAAUUGUUGCCAGCAGCACAGUUACAGUCACCAACGCCAACCAGCUCUGCUAUGGCAAGUAAAAUGGUCAGUGUGAGGUGUUCUCUCAUUUGUGUCUGGAAGUAGCUAGCAAGCUAGCCAACGUUAGCCAGUUAGCUUUGGGUGCUUGACUGCCGUUGUGAGGUCAGAAUGCUCGGAUCAGCCCUACUCCUCGGCCAGAGCAUCCAGUGUGUGCGCUGAACGCUCCGAGAGCGAAACACUCUGAAUUUACAGAGCAGACUCUGAGCGCAUUCUGGCACUCCAUAGUGAAUUUACGAACACACCCUUUGUAAUAAAAAAAAACACUUUCAGUUUCACAUCCUCUGAUGCCAUACUGUUUCACAUCCUCUGAUGCCAUACUGUUUCACAUCCUCUGAUGCCAUACUGUUUCACAUCAUCUGAUGCCAUACUGUUUCACAUCCUCUGAUGCCAUACUGUUUCACAUCCUCUGAUGCCAUACUGUUUCACAUCCUCUGAUGCCAUACUGUUUCACAUCCUCUGAUGCCAUACUGUUUCACAUCCUCUGAUGCCAUACUGUUUCACAUCCUCUGAUGCCAUACUGUUUCACAUCCUCUGAUGCCAUACUGUUUCACAUCCUCUGAUGCCAUACUGUUUCACAUCCUCUGAUGCCAUACUGUUUCACAUCCUCUGAUGCCAUACUGUUUCACAUCCUCUGAAGCCAUACUGUUUAACAUCCUCUGAUGCCAUACUGUUUCACAUCCUCUGAUGCCAUACUGUUUCACAUCCUCUGAUGCCAUACUGUUUAGCUGUUCCUGUCAUGUGAUGUUUUUGUCUGGUUUCAGACCGCUGGCAUCGGAGCGUCUGCCCACCUGGUGAACUUUAAAGGCACAGACACGGUGGCUGGUAUCUGUGUCAUUAAGAAGUACUACGGCACCAAAGACCCUGUGCCCGGCUUCUCUGUGCCAGCUGCAGAGCACAGGUAACACUGAGACACGGGUAACACAGAGACACAGGUAACACAGAGACACAGGUAGACAGAGACACAGGUAACACAGAGACACAGGUAGACACAGAGACACAGGUAGACACAGAGACACAGGUAGACACAGAGACACAGGUAGACAGAGACACAGGUAGACACAGAGACACAGGUAGACACAGAGACACAGGUAGACACAGAGACACAGGUAACACAGAGACACAGGUAGACAGAGACACAGGUAACAGAGACACAGGUAACACAGAGACACAGGUAACACAGAGACGCGGGUAGACACAGAGAAACAGGUAACACAGAGACACAGAGACACAGGUAACACAGUGACACAGGUAACACAGAGACACAGGUAACACAGAGACACAUGUAACACAGAGACACAGGUAGACACAGAAACACAGGUAACACAGAGACACAGGUAACACAGAGACACAGGUAGACACAGAGACACAGGUAGACACAGAGACACAGGUAGACACAGAGACACAGAGACACAGGUAGACACAGAGACACAGGUAACACAGAGACACAGGUAACACAGAGACACAGGUAGACACAGAGACACAGGUAACACAGAGACACAGGUAACACAGAGACACAGGUAACACAGAGACACAGGUAGACACAGAGACACAGGUAAACACAGAGACACAGGUAAACACAGAGACACAGGUAAACACAGAGACACAGGUAACACAGAGACACAGGUAGACACAGCGGGUACAGCACAAUUAGCACAGAUUAAAGCUAAAGCAUGCAAUCACACUGUAGAAAUUGACUGAUUUUAUAUGUACAUGGCCGUCACAAGUAGGUUUAACUUUUUAAUUCAUUCCAGAGAACUAAUCAAGUCUCAGUAUCAUUUUCAGAGCAUGAUAUAUAGCGCCCUCUUCUGAGUUUUGUGUUGUACUACACUGUUCUUCUGUGUUUCUCAAACACAUUUAGUCACGGUUUAGUUUAAGUGAUUUCCUGUAUUGCUUACCUAUGGAUAAAUAUUUUAUUGCCAGCACCAUCACCGCCUGGGGUAAGGACCAUGAGAAAGAUGCCUUUGAGCACAUUGUGAGGCAGUUCCCCAACGUGCCCGUGUCCAUCGUCAGCGACAGCUAUGAUAUCUACAACGCCUGUGAGAAGAUCUGGGGAGAGGACCUCAGGAGCCUCAUCGAGUCCCGCAGCGCUGACGCACCCCUGGUCAUCAGGCCAGACUCAGGAGACCCCUUAGACACCGUCCUCAAGGUAGAGAAGAUAGAUAAAGCAUCACCCAGCGCUAGCAGUUUACAACAGUCCAUCAGUGGUGGAACCAUCGGGCCUGGUUCUCUUUAGUUCUCUUUUGUCCUAGUGUUUUUCUGGUUCUAAUGGAGAAAGGGCAUGGGUCUCACUGGCAGUAUCACCGGCACUGUGUAGGACCAUUAUGAUGUUAAAGUCUUCUGUCAACAGCUCAUUAUAAAUACAUUCAAAUCAUUGGUCCUCUGUAGCUCAGCUGGUAGAGCACGGCGCUUGUAACGCCAGGGUAGUGGGUUCGAUCCCCGGGACCACCCAUACACAAAAAUGUAUGCACACAUGACUGUAAGUCGCUUUGGAUAAAAGCGUCUGCUAAAUGGCAUAUUAUUUAUGUAUUAUUAUUAAAGAGAGAGCAGGACUAUGAACAUGUCUCUCACUAGCUUGCUGAUUCCAAGGUGUUGGAGAUUUUAGGGAGGAAGUUCCACACCACAGAGAACAGCAAAGGAUACAAGGUGCUGCCCCCUUACAUCCGAGUCAUCCAGGGGGAUGGUGUGGACAUCAACACACUGCAGGAGGUAGGUUCACUGUACUCACCUGCCUACCUGACCCUCCUACCAGUGGGGUCCAAUCUUAUCUGUUGUUCCAAGGUUCUAUUGUAACCAGUCUCAUUGCAACCAGUCAGCCACACACUUGAUUCAACUAAGCAAAGUCUGGAGACUAGGAUUAGUUGAAUCCAUUGUGUGACAGACUGGUUUGGAAGCUUUGAACCACUCCAGGCUUCUCCGGGUAAGAUUGGAAUGGAAUCCACUGCUUUUAAAUGAGUAGUAUUAUUAGGGCUUGGUUCUGUAAAAUAACCUUGGACCCACCCCUCGGGUGUUCUGUCGUCUUCAGAUUGUGGCGGGGAUGAAGCAACACAGGUGGAGUGUAGAGAACGUGGGUUUUGGGUCGGGCGGUGCCCUGCUCCAGAAACUGACCCGGGACCUGCUCAGCUGCUGCUUCAAGUGCAGCUUUGUGGUGACCAACGGACUGGGGGUGAGUCAGUGAACGUCCAGUCAUUGUCAUGAGAGGACAUUGUUGUGAAUUCAUGAUUCUUUCUCAAUUCAUCUGUUCUCAAUUCAUAUGUUCUCAGUUAAUCUGUUGUCAAUUAAUCUGUUCUCAAUUCAUCUGUUCUCAGUUCAUCUGUUCUCAGUUCAUCUGUUCUCAGUUCAUCUGUUCUCAGUUCAUCUGUUCUCAGUUCAUCUGUUCUCAAUUCAUCUGUUCUCAGUUCAUCUGUUCUCAAUUCAUCUGUUCUCAAUUCCUUGUGUCCUCUCUCAUUGCUUCCUCCGAAAAAGCAUUGGAGGAGAAGAUCCAGGUUCCCUCCUCUCGGUCUUUCUCAUCCAAUACGUUCCGAGGAGGCUAGGAGAGAGGAGGCUAGGAGAGAGGAGGCUAGGAGAGAGGAGGCUAGGAGAGAGGAGGCUAGGAGAGAGGAGGAGAGGAAAGAGGAGGAGAGGAAAGAUGAAUUGGGAAAGAGCCCAAGUCUUUGUUAACACUUUAUAUGAAGCUGCUCUAAUACCUGUGUAAUAACACUGUAAUUCAUUACUAUUGUAGUGGCCAAUAUUUGAUAUGUAAGCAUAUUAUAUAUACAUCACACGCAAUCCGUAAUAAGACUUAGCAAUUAGACUAUUAAAAUGAAUUAUCUGACUCCAUAAGAUAAAUGGGGCGGCAGGUAGCUUAGUGGUUAAGAGCGUUGUGCCAGUAACCGAAAGGUCGCUGGUUCUAAUCCCCAAGCCGACUAGGUGAAAAAUCUGUCGAUGUGCCCUUGAGCAAGGCACUUAACCCUAAUUGCUCCUGUAAGUCGCUCUGGAUAAGAGCGUCUGCUAAAUGACUAAAAUGUUAAAUGUAAAAUAAAUAGCAAUAUGCAAGAACACUAUAGUUAAAUCAUGUACAAUCAAGUAUUAUGCAUUUAGCUGACGAAGAUCAAUGAAUGGUCAUGAGAAUGGAUUUCUAAAUGUGUAUUUAAUAACUUUGUAAAAUGAAUGAUAACAUUAUAAAAGGCAUGAGCUGAAGUUACAAAGCAUUAGCAAGCAUUACAAGGCAUUAUUCUAAACAUGGUCAGAGUGGGAGAGAGACCAAGAAACCCUGAAUUGUGCCAUGGCCCAUAGCUCAUGGGAGAGAGAGAGAGAAACCCUGACUUAUGCCAUAGCUCAUGGGAGAGAGAGAGAGAAACCCUGGCUUGUGCCAUGGCCCAUAGCUCAUGGGAGAGAGAGAGAGAAACCCUGGCUUAUGCCAUAGCUCAUGGGAGAGAGAGAGAGAAACCCUGGCUUGUGCCAUGGCCCAUAGCUCAUGGGAGAGAGAGAGAGAAACCCUGAAUUGUGCCAUGGCCCAUAGCUCAUGAGAGAGAGAGAGAAACCCUGGCUUAUGCCAUGGCCCAUAGCUCAUGGGAGAGAGAGAGAGAGUAGGUACCUCACCAGCGCAGGUCAGGCACAAAUAAGAGAAAGGGACAAUGAAUCUAAGAACCUUUAUAGCAUCUGAGUUGUUUGGAUUCAAAAUCUGAGAUGUUGACCAAUAGUAUUACUGUAAAGUUAACCUCCAAUCAUAUAUCAGUCCUACAUGAUGUAAUCACAACAGAUCGGAUGGCUCAGAUUACGGUGUCUGCAGUAACACUUUGUUUGUUCUUUCUCCUGAACUUCUACUCUCAACCUCUCCGAUCAUUUUCAUGAUGUCCAUCCGGUUUGCUUCUAUAUGCCAUAUCUUUCUAACUGUGCUCCUUCACAAAAGCUCCCAACCUACAACCCCAUAUACUUAUUAUGGACACAGCAUGCCUACAUUAUUAGUUAUCUUGUUAUUGUUUGUUGUUAGUUGUUAUUAGUCCCAUCCUUCAAUUCCAUUAAACACCUCCCAUCUAUCUCUUAACACCAUCCAUAUAGGAUUUCUAUUUGCCAUAUAUAUUUCAACUGUACUGUGAUGUCUUACAAAAGUUCUGAACCUUUCUAUUCUCAUUGCUUCUACAGAUUGUGAAUUGAAAAAUUUUUUUUUUACUAAUAGUAUUAUUAUGUUAUUGAUCGAUUGACUAUGACUUUUCAGAUCACCCAGUAGUCCUAUAUUACUACAGUAUUGUUUGUAAUAGUUUAAUGUUGCAUAGGCUUACGUCUUGUAAAGAAAAUACAUCUGAAUGGUAGAUCUCGGCUUGCAUUUGGACUCAAAGUAAUCUGGACUCACAAAAUGAUCUGCUCAGAAAGUGAUCUGGACUUAGAAAGUGAUCUGGACUCAGAAAGUGAUCUGGACUCAGAAAAUGGUUGGUGACCACUGUUGUAUUAUGUUCUUUUAAUUACAGCUGAAUGUGUUCAAGGACCCUGUUGCUGACCCUAAUAAAAGAUCAAAGAAAGGUCGUCUGUCACUCCACAGAACACCAACAGGAGACUUUAUGACCCUUGAGGAAGGGAAGGGGGCCCUGGAGGAAUACGGUCCAGUAAGCCAUUUAAACAAGUGGUCAUCCUAAAACCAUAGAUAAAAGCCUUUUGUUUUUCUUUCUCUGAGGCUUAAGCAAACAUAUUUUUUGGGGGACUAUUAUGGAGUUGUUUUAAAGUCAUAUUGUAAUUGAAAGUUGAUAAGUUUACUCUCUAUUCCUCUUUCUCUCGGUCUUCUUUCCCCAGGAUCUGCUUCACACCGUUUUCAGAAAUGGUGUGAUACUGAAGACGUAUACAUUUGAUGAGGUCAGAGACAACGCCAAGAUCAGGGACUGUGACCUGGAAGAGUCUGUAGACUGAGGCCUGUACAUGCUCCAACAUACUACGCAGAAAGGACUGGAACCCUUCUACCUCCCUGUACAGCACUGACCACUAGGAUGAGAACAAAUAGCACUUAACGUUGUCCUUGGAGACAGAGAGAGAGAGAGAGAG
Molecule: messenger RNA, 6867 nt
Organism: Coregonus sp. 'balchen'
Lineage: Eukaryota; Metazoa; Chordata; Actinopteri; Salmoniformes; Salmonidae
Source: the annotation of a GenBank genome assembly